Molecule: messenger RNA, 18396 nt
Organism: Cinara cedri
Lineage: Eukaryota; Metazoa; Arthropoda; Insecta; Hemiptera; Aphididae
Source: the annotation of a GenBank genome assembly
UCAAAAGAUGUAUAAAUUUAUAAACCAUUAAAUUAUUAUAAAAUAUAUAUAAAUUAAAUUUACUUAAUUUCUUACAUAAAAAUUAGUCGCACAAUGCUAUUUUGUAAAAUUUUUCUAAGUAUUUAUUUUUGCAUUUCGUUCACGUUUGGCUGUAAUUAUACAAACGAUGAAAUGGUUCUAUUGAAAACAUUUUCCAGUUCNAAUAAGUUUUUCGAUGAUGUAAGUAAUUUAUUUAUAUACAAUCCGAAAAAGUUUUUACAAAAAAAUCAAUUGUACGAGACGAAAUGGGUUAAUCAAUAUAAAAAUGAUUACAAAGAGGAAAGAAUAAAAUACGGAGUUGGGCUUAAAAUGUGUAAUUUGUUCGCAACUCAUAUUCAAUGUUCACAGGCAAUAACUGCUUACAGGUUUGUGAGAACGAUAAUGGACAAUAUUAAACUUAUCAAAGGUAAUAAUGAUAAUAAAGAAAUAUUGGGCUAUGUAAAAACUGUGGGAUUGACAUAUUAUGGUAAUGUCACGGAAUUAAUGGACAUGAUGUACGUAUUGGGCUAUGUACCACCCAAAUAUAUGGUCUUGUCCUCUUUAUAUUCAAAGGAGGUGGCAGAUAAGGCUAAUUUAGUAUCUUUUAUGGCGAAGUUCUUUGACGAUAAUUUAAAUAAUAUGGGCAAUGUUGCAAUGGAUACUGCAAAGAAAUUCAUUAAACAAUGCGAUGCAAUACUGGAAGAUGGUAUCAUAGACAGACUAUCCACUGAACACGUCUACCCUAUUUCUGACUUUAAUAAAUAUCUAUAUACAAUUCAUCAAAAUUUAAAUAAUGCCAAACAAAAUUUAGUAAAAAUUAAAGAUUCCAACCGUUUUAACACCGAAAAUUGGAUUCUGAACGAACUGUUUACGAACAAAGAAUCCCUGAACAUGUUUUUCUGGACGCAGGCGACUUACCUCAACAUUGAUUGGAAUAAAUUACAAACAAAGCUCAUUAAUACGUACACGCUUACACAGAAAGCCGACUGUAAGCUGAACAUUUACAAUAACAGCAGAAGAGAAGACAGCCACCAAAAUAAGUUAAAACAGGUGUAUCGGACCGUGGUUAAUCGGUACAUAUUGAUCGUGGUCCUCGAUUGUAAUUACCUACACGACAAAGUAAUGGAAUCGAAAGAAAAAUUGGAAACAACUUGUAGAAGAAUCGAAACAGUUAUCAAUGGUGCGAUAAAUUUCCUCCAGGAGGACGUAUUUCUGACAGAGCUGCUGCCUGUCGUACAAAAGUUCAUCAAAGAAGGUAGCGUUCGUACAUGGGAUGUCUUUAACAUGAUUACUUUGGAAUUGAGCAGUUUGUCUACAAUAUUGGAAGUGGAGGCCGGCAAUGCGUAUAUACCGGAUGAAGUACUCACAGUUGAAAAUGGUUUCGAGAUGAUAAACGUACAUUUAGACGAGGCAAUAAAAUAUACUGAAACACUUAAAGGCUCGUUUGCGGAUCAAUUCUUCGACGUUAUCAACGUUAUACAGAGUUCUGUCAACAACGAAUGGAUGAUGUCCACCAAAACCAUAAAGAAAGAACGAACAGAGUUAUUGAUACCAAAUUUUGAGCAGGGAAAUAAACCUGCAUCCUGAGAACCACCACGUCCAGGAUUGGCGACAUUCACGAAAGGUUUGACAUGUCGAUUCGGUGGGUAAGAUUGUUUCAAAUUAUAAAGAAAAUAAUAUGCACAUAAAUUAUCAGCCUAAUUUGUAAGUAAAUAUAGUAAAUAUAUCAAGACUAAUAUCUGCCUCGGACCGAACACUGACCUUGUAAUAAUCAUUUAUUAAAAACAUUUUCCUCGUCUGUAUGGCCGAUAUCACACUGAAUACUGCCGCCUCAUACUUGCGUUACAAAAAAAGAGUUAUUUUACAUGUAGUAAAUUCAACAUGCAUAGUACGCUAACUUCCUUUCUGUCUUAGAACACUCAAUUUUCUAUAGUUUAUAAUUAGGACAUAAUUAGCAUGGAGUUUUUUGAACAUUUUCAAAAUUUGUACAAAACGUAAACUUGAAAAUAUUUGGAACGUAAUAAUAAUGUAUUUGUACGCAACUCUUUUAUCGAGAAAAUCAAUUUUUUUAAAAUAUGUACUUAAUUUAUAGGAAAAUGGAGUUAUUGUUCUCAAGUUUAUUAUAUCGUAGAUUAGAUAUAUUGUUAAAAAUUAAUAAAUGUAAAAUAAUAUAAUAUUCUAAACUAUACAUUUUUUUCUUUUUGUAAACAUUCGCACUUAUGGCACCGAUGUACUAUAUCGUCAGAUUAUUUAGUAAUAGUUUUGUAUCUAAAAAAUACGAUUUUAUGUUAUUUUUGAAUCAAAUAAAUGAUAAAGCAUCGUUUUAAACCACGGUAACUCACAAAUAAUAAUUUAUUCUGCAAUGAAAGUAUUGAAGAACAUGAAGACCAUGUAUUAGGAUAAAUAUAAUGAAUAAAAUGUUAUUCACUUUUCUUGAAAAUCGGCCAUUUUAAAGUUAUAACUUUUAUGAUUUAGUUNGUACUGUAUCUUUCCAGUUCGCAAUAUCCAUCCUCACUAAGUCUUCCUCUAAUCAAUCGAGCAAUCUCUUUUUUAAUCUGCCUCGUGGUGUCUUCUCUUAAAGUACGUAUUGAAGAGUAGCUCGUAAUGGCCUCCUUUCUUUUCGACCAGGAGCGGAUUGGGAAAAUAUUUUGGUGCUGAAAAAUAGUAAAGAAACUUACGCGAGAGGUUGUUGUAAAUGAUGUUGAGUUACAACCAUAACAUUUUUAAGUUUCUAACACAACAUUUUUAAACUAUCAUAAAAUAACUAAUUUAUUAUGAGUAAUGUAGACUGGGGUAUAAUGGCGCACUUUUAACAGCUGUUAUGUGAUUGUAUAGGUUCACGUUUUCGACAUCUUGUUAUGUUGUUAUCCUAUUAUACAAAUAACGUUAAUUGUAAUUUUCGAGUCAAAAGUUAAUUUUACCAAAGUAAAUGUCGAAAAUUCUAAGCAAUUAGAAAUAAUUAUAAUGAAUGCGUCCUUUUACCCUAUGAUUAGAGUAAAAAGGCGCAUGCUAAAUUAAUUCACAGAAAUCUAUUUUAUCUAAAGAUUAUUCAAAUAACAUGUAAUUUGGUUAUCAUUUUAUUCGGUAUUAAUCAAUAAAUAAAGAAAAAAAACUAACUGUAAAAUAAACAACUAGUAACUAUAUUCAACAUCUUGUUAUAAAAAUUAUAAUCAAAUCAGUACAAUUAAUACUUCAUCUCAUAUUGAUGUCAAAUCUUCAUCAAAUGUCGAAGAAAAUGUUUUGUCACGUUUGGCUAUGAUAGCAAAAUCAUAAUAACGAAACAGUUUCACUAGAUGGCGAAUAUUUAAUUAUUUAUACACAUUAGUUCAUUUUGUCCCAUAUAUAUUUUAGUAAAAGUGGCAAUAUUUUAAUAUAUUUCAUUUUCUUUCCCAUAAAUUAGGUCCACUCUUAAUUUUAUAUGGUAGAAAAGUUAUUUACAGGAAAAAAUUUUAAUAUCAUUGUAAAACCACAAGCUUUUUCGGUCCACUCGGAAUCUAAAAAUGUAUACUGCUUCUGUGUUCGAUCUGAAACGAAUAGUUAUUAGAGGUGAUUGUAGUAUUUUUACUUUUGAGUCGAAUUGAUAAUUUAUAUAUUUAUUACAAUUAUUAAAUUAAUCAAAAAUAUGUAUCUUCGUCAUAAGUGUUUUAAUUACAUUAUUAAAUAGAUAUUAUAAAUACAUGCAUUUGAAAAUAUAAAUAUCCAAUUGUAUUUUUUUAUUAUAUAUCUUAUGUUUAAUGACCUUUAUAAUUUGAUAACGUACUACAAGCGUGCUGGAGUAUCAUAACAAUGAUUCUUAAAAAUACCGUGAAGAAAUAUAUUAAAAGGCCAACAUACUUCUCACGAUGGCUGCAGCCACCGUUGUUGGCGAGAAGUCAAAUAGGUAGGAUACAGAAGGGAAUUGAAUGUAUAUCUGUAAGCAAUUAUAAACCAUUUCUAACGAAAAAACGAUUCUGAGCGGUGUUUAGUUGAUAGUGAUACUUUUUCAAUAAUAUAAUAAGAAUCAUAUAAUGGUAAAAUAAUUAAAUAGGGAUUAUAUAUUUUCUUUAAUAAUUUUUGUUUAAAAUUGUACUUAUUCCCGUUUUUCCCCGGUUUUUUAUAUUUGUUGGAAGAAUUAUUGCUAAAAUCGAAAAAUGACAUCCUUAAAGUACAUUCCCAGUAAGAUUUGCUUUUGGGAAAAUUGGGUAUCAUUGCAAAUCGGCAGAAAAAGUGUUCACAUAAAAAAAAAAAUAAUAAUCUAUAUAAACCAAUUAAUUUUUCUCUACACCCUAAAAAACGUAUUCCUCACAUUAUUAGGUGGGAAUCAAUUUUUGAUUAUGUAACAAUCAAAAAUUAAACGAAUUGUGAAUAUUUGUUAUAUUCCAACUCUCAUUAUAGAAUUUAUGAAGAUGAAUUAUAAUUUUAAAAAUUCAAUUGCCCUGUUUCCUGUCAAAAAUUUACACCUUCCAAAGAAAUAAAAAUAUUCGAAAUCUGAUCACAUUAUAUAUAAUCAGUAGUUUUCUGUAAUAUUUUUCUUAUCAUUUUGUGCAGAAAAAAAAAAAAUAAAAAUCACAGGACUUUUGUCACAUUUUUAGUGAAAUUUUUUAGAUAUUUUUAUUGCAAUAAUGUGAUCACUAACUUUUUUCACCUUUUGAAUGCAAUUAAAGUUGAUCGCUAUUGAUAAACAUGAUUCAAGACAUCGUAAAUAUUGCAGUUAUUUCGUAAUUGUUUUAGAAAAAUAUAAUAAAUGCAAUAUAAAUACAUAAAUGAGAGGCUUGGACCAACAUUUAGAUAAAUUCUUUUUUUUUCGAAAAUUCAAUUAAUAAAAUAACGUACAUUUAGGUGCAACAACCAGUUAAAUCCGAUAAAUAUUUUUAAUUAUACAAAGGAAUUUAAUUUAGCUUGUCUUUAUUUUUGAUGCAAUAACCAGAUGAAUCCAGAUUAUAUUAGUGAGGAUUUGAAACAGGAAGGGCAUUAUAAAGUCUAUUUUAUGCGUAUUAAAUAUAACUAGAAAAUGUAUGAUGACUUGGAGAACAAAUUAGUACCAUUAAAGUCGAAAACGACAGUCCAAUGUGAAUAUGUUUUGCAUACAGUCUAAAUAAAAAUGUAUGCUAUUUUAUCAAUAUUAUUUGAUUUGAUUUAAUUUAUUUAACAUAUAUUAUGAUUAUUGUUUUUUUUUUUUUUUGCAAGUUAUAUAACUUAUUUUAUUACUACUACACGAUAAGCUUUUUUAAACAAAAAUUGUGUGUAAACAAUCUCUACAAACGAAAAUAAUAAAGUUACAAAACAAUACAAACGAGUAGUUAAAAGGUUGUUUAAAAAUAUCCAAAGGGUGGGGGAGAGGUGGUCAGAGAAAUGUACCUCAAAAUAAUAGUAUUGAAUAAGAAAAAUAUCUCUAACUGUCUAAAAUAAAUCAUUAUCAGAUUUACAAUGCCAUUAUAACAUAGUACAAGUACAGUAUGAGUGUAUGGGCCGGGAGCUAGACUUAAAAGACUUAAAUAUUUCGCGUAGCCCGGACACCAGAUUCUUCGCGCGCUUUCCCCACCGUCCAAGAUCGUGUAUUUGUGUGUGUGCGUGUAACUUAAUAUUAGGAAAAAUAGUACAAAGUGGUUACAAAAAUAUUGGUAAUUACGCUCUUUUUAUUAAUAAUAAUUUAAUAAUUUAGAAUAAUAAAUAGUAAAAAAUUCACACAUCUAAUAGAAUAGUUAGUUAGUGGGUAAUAGACCGUUAUGAAAAUAAAUUGAUAAAUUGUAUAAUAUGAUAUAACACAAAAAUAUAUAUACAACAGUGUAAUAUAACAAGAAACAAUAAUAAAUAAUAAAUAAUAAAUAAUUUACUCACGGACAAUGAAGUGCAGACUGGCCAGCCGCCGACUAAACCUAUAUUUACCUAAUAUUAACGGAAAAACAACUCACAGAUUAUAAUUUACAAUAUAACAUACUACAUAAGACGACAAAAUGGUAACGCUAAUGGUAAUUGACGGUGUGUCGCUAAUGUUACGGACGAGACGUUUCCGAAUUAAUACGGUUGUUAGACGUAGGCACGUAUUAUUUGCUACGGAUUGCUGUGAUGCCUAUCGAAGCCCUUGUCCUAGGAGCCUAGAGUCCGUCGGAGCCACUGUUCGAUAUGGCACGCAAAAACAACAAAAACUUUUUACCGAAACGUAAAAUUCGCGAACCGUGUGUGUGUCGAACGGGCAGCCAGAACAGUACGAUAUGAGCAAAAGUUGCGUAUUAUUCACAUAAUUACACAAAAAGAUAAGACAUAAAAAUAAUAAUAACACAAUUACAGAACAUAAACUUACUAAAAUUAUACAUAUACGUGGUAGUGCGUGUGCGCGUGACUGGCAGAUAAUUGCCAAUUAAUAGCGGCCUUGACCGUCAAAACCGGCCCGCACAUUCUAAUUAAAAUCCAUCGUGGCGGCGACANAUGAUAUCAACUAGAUAAUUUAUCUUAUAACUUAAUAAUAAAAACAUGACAAACAUAUUAUUUAAAGCGUAUACGGCGAUUUUUUUUGUUGCAUAUAAAUCUAUCACCUCUUUGAUAUACUCCAUGGGUGGAUCUUCAUCGCCUUCUAUACUAAUUUUCAUACAAUAUUGAAGAGUAUCUUGCUCCAUUCGGUUGCGAAGUUUCGUCAUAAUUCUAUUCAUUGCACUAAACCUUUCCACUGUGGCUGUUGCAAUUGGAACACAGCAAAUGGAUUUUGCUAAUUUUUUUAGGUGUUCAUAACCAAUAUUAGCUUCAAGGAGGUUAGUUAUUGGACAUUUUUGGGUUUCUACAUUCCGUAAAGCUACAAAUAUAAACGACUUAUAAUCUGAUAAAACUCCAUCUUUUUCGUUUUCAUUUAAGGAGAAGCAAUUACACAACUGUUCUAUUAUUUUUAUUGACGAAUUUGAAAAUGACCUGUAAUUUUCAAAUAUUGAGCAUCCUUCAAUAAGUGUUAAAGCAGUAUCAUUGAAUCGACGAUUCAUUUCUUUUAUGGUUUGUUCUAAAAAAUUUGAAAGACAAGAUAAAGUUUCUUUGAAACAAUCUUUUUUUCUUGAUGAAUUAAGUUGAUUUGAAAUAUCUGUAGCAUUUUUAAUAAUACUACUUUUGUUCACAACAUCUUGUUUCAAACUUUCUAAAAUAUUAUUUAAAUGCCAUGCAGUACUUUUAAUUAAUGCAGGUGAACUUGAAAUAACAAUUUUAGGACCUUGCAAUGUUAAGCUUAAAUUUUAGAUUGCGCCUAAUAUUUCAUCCAAUCCACACAAAAGUAUUAUAAAACUUUCUUCACGGAGACUUAGUAAAAUUCCACCUGCUAAAGACGCUAAAUCCGCCCCGUCUUGAUGAGUGUGUUCACAAGUAGUAACUAUAGCAAUGUAGGACUGUUUAAUUGCAUGAACUAUUUUAUAAUGACUUAAUAAUCGAAUUUCCAUUGCCUCAGGUAUUUUUAAUAUUGGAUGAUUCAAUAUAACUUGUACUUUUUGAAGCAUUUCUUCUCGUUUUGGAGAUUGAUGAAAUAGUUUAUAAAUAUCUUUUAAAACAUGAAAUACGCGUUUAAUUUUAGGAAACUUGUUGCGCAUACUAGUUAAUGCAAGUGCUAAUAUAUGGGCUCGACCAUGUAAAUAAGGUAUUUCCCUUCCUGUUUUUUCAGAAAUAAAUCUACGAACUCCGCCUUUACUUCCAGACAUGUUUGACGCCACAUCAAAACCACAAGCAAUAAUAUUAUUAUAUGAUAAAUUGUGCUUAAUUAACUCGUUGCUUAUCGCCUCUACGAUUGUUUGAGCUUCGGUAUCGGAUAGAACAACAAUAUUAAGAAAUCUCUCAAUUGGUUGGUUAUUAAUAACAAAACGAACACAUAUAGAUAAUUCAGAUUUAUUAUUUAUAUUUGUACUUUCAUCGGCCAAUUAAGAAAAUUUUUUACUGUGAAUUUCCUUGUCUAACUAAGCAUCUAAAAUUUCUGAAGCGCAACAUAAAAGCUCACUAGCUGUAGAUUUACUCAUAUAUGUUGAACGAUCAUUAUUUGCAUCGAUCAAAUUUUGAAGUGAACCGCUACUUUUCAUAAGUAAUCGUUUAAUUAAUGGCUCAUAUUUAGUUGUAUGAGCAAUCUUUUUUUUCACCAAAAAAUAAACAGAUCGAAAAAGAUGUGAAUUUGUUCUAUAAAUUUUACAUUCUUCAAAAAUUUGACUUACAAUUUGAUUAUAAACAGGGUUUUUUAAAGCUACCAAAGCAAGUUUUUCUAAUACUAUAGAUAUGUGAUACAGAAUAUGUGUGUUUAUUUAAUUUACCAUAUUUUCCUAAUGCUUUUUUAUAGUUUAUGAAUGGUGUAUUAACAAAUUUCCUCCUGAGCUUGCAAAUACCGCUGAACUGUUAAAUAAAUUUUUUUCAUAUAAUUUACAAAAAGCACCGUUACGUUGUUUAUCAAAAUAAAGCCAAGGAUAAUCUAUUUCCCAUUUAGUUUUAUAGAAUCGUUUUUCAUUACCUUUUAUUGAUAAACUAGCCGAUGUAACGGCUUGAUUUACGAAUGUAGAUUCUGUAGAUUCUAUAGUUUUGGUUUUUUGGAUGGUAAAAAAAAAUCUUAUAUUGAUCGUUUCGACAUUUUAAAAUAAUAAUUUAAUAAAUUACGAAAUGACUAAAAUACUAAAAUACAAAGAAUUAUAGUAUAGGUAACUAGUAUUCAAUAAUAUAUUACUUAAGCUAUGUUAAUAAUAGUGCAUUCGUGAUUUUUCAGCUGUACAGCGUUGACUAAUCGAUAGUGAACAACUGUCUAGAAUGUAGACAAAUAAUCAAAGAAAAUAAUAAGUAAUAAUAAACGUAGACGGUCACCUAAUAAUCAUUAUCAAUAUAUGGUAUUUCCAAUCAUAUCACAUGAUAAUAUACUUGACCGUCCAUGUAAACAUUUAUUAAACCAGUCAAAUUUUUUUAUUAUUUAAUAUUUCAAUCAAUAAAAUUGUAUUUAUAACCACAUUUAACAGGGGGGCUAAAAUUUCUCCAGGAGGGGCGGUCACCCCCCCUGGAGUUUACCUGGAUUCAACACUAAGUAUGAGGGGGACAGGCUCUCCCAAUAAUUUGACAUGGUUGGAAUUUGUUCUUUUAUUGUACAUUUUUGGCUUUUAUACUCUGUUCUUUUUACUCGUAAUAAGAUUGUCCUGUGCUUGGAUUUGAAAACAUUAUUUAUGCCUACGGACUCAACAGAAGUUCGAAUUAGUUGUAUUUCAUAAUCGUACAAUAUUAUUAUGUUUAAAACAUGUUUAAAACAGGGGGUACAAGGAAAAAACCUCUACGUGGUGUACCCCAGGCAACGUCUAUAACGGCUAAUUUUUCCAAAUCCAGGCUCAUAUGAUCUCUACAAAACAAGAUAAAAAACGGCCCUUCUCAGGGCCAGCACUGACGAUCGCCUCAUGUAACAUUGAGGGUAUAAACUCAAAUAAGGAAGAACUGCUUGCUGACUUAUGUAAAGAAUAUUCAUGUGACGUGUUAUGUGUGCAAGAAACACAUAGGAGUGAAAAUAUGAAUAAUCCAAGAAUCAAUGGGAUGAAGCUCGUUGCAAUACGCCCACACAGGAAGUAUGGAAGCGCUAUAUUUGUUCGUUCCUCAAUUGAUGUAACGACAAGCCAAAUAACAGAGAUAGACGACAUUGAGAUUCUCACUAUANAUAGUAAAAUAUGGGAAUUAUAGACUAACACGCGAUUUUCAAUGUCGGAUAUUGUUUACUAUUUUAAUUUAAGAAAACAGUAACAUUAUAAAAAUAAAACAAAACCCAUCAAAUACUUAUUCGAGUAAUUUUUUCUAAUUUCGGAGCGGUUCGAAUGCGCGAGUGCUUAAAUCAUCAGCCAAUUUAACUUUAACUAUUCCGGGGUCAGUUAAACAUGAAAAUUAAUAAAUAAUAGUUUAUUACUUCAUCAUUAAAAACGGAAAAAAAAUUGAUCUGUAAAUUUUAGUAAAUAUCUAACAAAUAAUUUAUGUGGUCGAUACUCAAAAAAGUUAUUAUAAAAUUAAUGUGUAUCAAAUAUAUAUAAAAAUAUUUUUCUAGUCAACAAUUAUUAAUCAUUUGAUAUAAUAUAUCAUAAUAUAUUUUGUUUUUUUUAUAAAUACAGAGUGAUACAUUUAAAUAUACUCGAUAUCACGGAAUGUACUUACUUUAUUCAAUUUUUUUUUUUUUUUGAAGCAACAAGUUGCUUCUUUAAUUUUAAAUUAAUGUUAAUUUUUUAACCCUAAUUUUUAGAAAUGAAACGACUACCUACUUUUGAUUUUACCCCCCCCCCCCCAAAAAGUGACAAAAAAUAACAUGAAUGUAAAAUUCUAGAACUGCUUAUUUCUUAAAUCGGCGGGCCGGAUAAGUGGCGACGUUGGAUCUGCGGAUGACGUGGCGGUUUUCGUGGAUGGAUCGGCGGCGGUAGAGAAGGACGAGGAGAGGGCGGCCUCGCGUCUCCACCACGUCAAGUCUCGGCGAUCCAAGGCGGUUGUAUCUUCACGUGUAGCAGAACCGGGUCGUAUGUGAGGUCUGCAGGCACGUCGUGUUGCUGAUGUCUCCGUCCCGUUUGCAGUCGACGAGCGUCGCGGUGCUUCAGUUCCACGACCGCGGUCGCCGUCGCCAUCGGGUGAACGACCCGUGUAGAUCUUCAGCAUCCGACCGUUGCACUUGACAGCCAGCGCGACCAGUACGCCCUGCAGUGAGUGGCCUACGUUGUACGCGAUCUAUGCGACCGAGUGGACGGCCGGCAAACUGUUCCGAGCCACGUACCCGAACGCGUUGACCGCGCUCAGCAGCGCGUGCGAUCUUCAUGUAAAGGUGCAGUUGCAGCACGCGUUUCCGGUGCAUCACCAGCCGGGUCUUUUUGUUUAAUUUUUAUUUAAUAAAUUAUAAAAACGAAGUAAAAUAAUUGGAAGUAAAUAAUUCAUUUUUUUUAUCUGUGAACAACUUAUAAACUUGCAAUUUUGCUCCGAUUUUCAAUUGUAGCACUUUUUCUAAAAGAAAAUCUAACUGUGGUGGUACUUUACGAGGCCAUUUUUUGAGUUUCCCAGCAGUUUUCCCAAUAAAUGGGAAAAAUCGAGAAAAAACGAGAAAAUAUAUGAAAUGUAUUAGUAAAUAAUAUAGCCUUUGGCUUCGACGUAAAGUAUUUAACCAAUUCAAAUAAUUAAAAAAAUAAGUUUGUUUUGUAAUAAUAAUAAUAAUCAUUAAUCACCUUAGUCGUUAUCGAAUUAGGUUUGGUAUUUUUAAGGGUGAGCGUUGUGCAGGUAAUUUUAAAUUUUUAUGAAUAGCAGGGUGUCAAGGGACAAAAGGGAUUAACAGUUCAUCCUAAAGAUUGACGGUUAUUCCAAAAUAUUUCGAGACAGGUUAACCGUAUUAUUAAAUUCAAAUUUAACUAUGUAAAACUCUUAAUAAAAGAACUUCCUACCCGGGAUGAAAGAAAGUUAAGAAACCAAUCUUAUCUGAUUCCCAGAAUAACGAAAACAUAUUAUAAUUACCACAAAUAAUAAAUGUACAAUUUGGAAUGGGGAAUCUAUAGACUUAAUAGCUGAUGGGUGAUUUAAAUAAACCUGUAAAUCGCUAUUAGGUAUAUUAAACACAGCACAAAAAAUCAUUACAAGAUCGAAACUUGAUAUUUAAAGUAUUUAAAGUAUACCUACGUUAAGUAGAACGGAAUUAAAAGGAUUUUUAAUGGCGAUAUGGACACUACCACCACGACAAAGAAAACUAGUUAAUUCGUUUUUAAUACAUCGAAGUAUAUUAUACUGAGUAAAACUUAAUUCACAAUCAAAAUAAGUAUUAUUUAACCAUGUCUCUGUACUAAGGACCACAAAAUCAAAUGCAAAAUAUGGUAAUGCACAUUUCAAUAAAUUCAAUUUCGUUCGUAGACGAUGAACAUUUUGGUUAUUUUGCUCGAUCUAGGAUAUUUUAAUAGCCAUCGAACAAUAUACACGAUUGAGCAAAUUUCUCAUACACUAUUCAUAUAUAUAUAUAUAUAUAUAGUAAUUUACACGGCUGCGCAAGAUUUUAAAUGCAACGUUAACAUAACUUAUUAGUUAUACGUGUUAACAUAUUAGUUAAACGACCUCAGUGUAAGACAUAACAACAGUCAACGGAAUGAAUGAUAAUUUUUACAUAUUUUAAGACGACUAUGGUUAUGAACAUUGAUAAUAAUUUUUUUUUACAGUUAAUAAUUUUUUAUCAUUAUUUCAAGUACUUAAUUUGAAAUUAAUAGUAUAGAAAUUAAGAGAACUAUUUUUGAGUAUUAUUACUAAUAACAAAAAUAAAAAAUAAAAGAAACGAUUAUAAUAGAUGUAUAUUAAAAGUUAUUUUAAAACAAUAGUUUUCGUUAGUUUGUUAGUAAAAUUCAGUAUUAAAUAUAUAUAUAUAUAUUAGCUAUACAAUUAUAAAAAAAAAUUAUAACGAUUUUCCCUGAUAUCUGUUGCCAGUUAGUGACAAAUAAUGGAGUAAAUUGUUUUUGGAUGCACACAAUUUAUAUCUAUUAUGUGCCCUUAUAGUUGCUUCAAUGAGUGUUGUAUUUGUAAAAGUCACCUUUUUUACUUCGUCAUUAGAAACUGUGUUUUUUUUACUUCUGUUUCAGACUGCGUUUCUAAUAAAACAGUUAAUACUAAAUCAAUCGUUUAAAGAUUUCACACAAAACGGGAUUUGUAAUAUAUUAUGAUGUUUUAGUAAUAUCUAAAUGUAAAUAUUUAUUUAUACAUGGCAACGUUUCAUUUAAAAUCAUGCGCAAUCGUAUAUAUCUACGAAAAAUUUGUGUAUGUAUUUCGAUAGCUAUGAAAAUAUACACGAUUAAGCAAAUAUUAUUCAAUCGUUCUUCACCAAUAAUUUAAUGUAUACCUGUAAGCGAUAAACCAUUGCAACGAAAAAACAAUUCUGAGGAGAGUUCGGUUAAUAGUAUUGCACUGUCAAUUGAUAAUGACGCUUUUUCAACAAUAUAAUGUCAUAUUAUAGUAAAAUAAUUAAAUAGGCUUUAUAUAUUUUCUUUAAUAUUAUUUGUUUAAAGUUUGUCCGAUUUCCCAUUUUUCCUAUGUUUUUUCCCAGUAUUUCACAUUUGUUGAGAAAACUCUUGAGAAAAUCAAAAAUGACCUCUCUAAAAUAGUAAAGUACCUCUACAGUAAAAUUUCCUUUUAGAAAAUUGCAGUUAUUAACAGUUAGAGCAAAAUUGCUAGUAGAAAAAAUGUCCACAGGAAAAAAAAAUAAAAACCUUUUUAAAACCUUCUACGCUUUUACGCUCCACUCAAAUGUUAAUACUCUGAUACAUGAAAAAUUAAUUAUUAAAAACUUUUUAAUCGUAUAAAUACCAAAAAUAUAAAGGAUACCAUAAAUAAAAAAAUGUACUACUUCUUUUUUUAUAGAAUGGGAAGGGGCCCUCAUAAUCUAAGGGCCCUGCGCUCGUGCACCAUGUGCACAUGCGUAAAUCAGGGUCUGCAUUGAACCCAUACGAUGCCCUUUUCCCUAGCCUCGGGUCUGUUGUUGAAUUCAGUAUAAACACUAUAAAUAUCCUUUAGACGUAUAUUAGAUCAACGUUUUAGAAUAAUAUCUAACAGGAAUUAGCCAUUUUGGAAAAAAAGGAGAACAUUUUUUUUAUUUAUUACAUAGAUGCCCUAGCAAAAUGUAUAAAAAUGAUGACCCUAUUUUUGAAGUUGUAACACAAUGUGCAUGUACUAAUUCGUCGGAUAUAAAUUAUGAUUUAUGACUUGCGAAUACUAACAAUGCCAUACUAGGUAUAAUAACAAAACGAAUAAAGUGUGUUGGUUUUUAAAAGUUAAUAUUGGUUUUAGAAAAUGACAUAAGUAUAAGGAUCAUAUACGAAGUAAUAUUAAAACGAGAUUCAAAAGAUUUAUCAAUUUAUAAACCAUUAAAUUAUUAUAAAAUAUAUAUAAAUUAAAUUUACUUAAUUUCUUAUAUAAAAAUUAGUCGCACAAUGCUAUUUUGUAAAAUUUUUCUAAGUAUUUAUUUUUGCAUUUCGUUCACGUUUGGCUGUAAUUAUAUAAACGAUGAAAUGGUUCUAUUGAAAACAUUUUCCAGUUCCAAUAAGUUUUUCGAUGAUGUAAGUAAUUUAUUUAUAUACAAUCCGAAAAAGUUUUUACAAAAAAAUCAAUUGUACGAGACGAAAUGGGUUAAUCAAUAUAAAAAUGAUUACAAAGAGGAUAGAAUAAAAUACGGAGUUGGGCUUAUAAUGUGCAAUUUGUUCGCAACUUAUGUACAAUGUUCACAGGCAAUAACUGCUUACAGGUUUGUGAGAAUGAUAAUGGACAAUAUUAAAUUUAUCAAAGAUAAUAAUGAUAAUAAAGAAAUAGUGGGCUAUGUGAAAAGUGUGGGAUUGACAUAUUAUGGUAACGUCACGGAAUUAAUGGACAUGAUGUACGUAUUGGGCUAUGUACCACCCAAAUAUAUGGUCUUGUCCUCUUUAUAUUCAAAUGAGGUGGCAGACAAGGCUCUUUUAGGACCCAUGAUGGUGAAGUUCAUUGACGAUCAUUUAUAUAAUAUGGGCAAUGUUGCAAUGGAAACUGCAAAGAAAUUCAUUAAACAAUGCGAUGUAAAACUAGAAGAUAAUAUCAUGGACAGACUAUCCACUGAAAACGUCUACCCUAUUUUUGACUUUAAUAAUUAUCUAUAUACAAUUCAUCAAAAUUUAAAUAAUGCCAAACAAAAUUUAGUAAAAAUUAAAGAUUCUAACCGUUUUAACACCGAAAAUUGGAUUCUGAACGAACUGUUUACGAACAAAGAAUCCCUGAACAUGUUUUUCUGGACGCAGGCGACUUACCUCAACAUUGAUUGGAAUAAAUUACAAACAAAGCUCAUUAAUACGUACACGCUUACACAGAAUGCCGACUGUAAGCUGAACAUUUACAAUAACAGCAGAAGAGAAGACAGCCACCAAAAUAAGUUAAAACAGGUGUAUCGGACCGUGGUUAAUCGGUACAUAUUGAUCGUGGUCCUCGACUGUGAUUAUCUGUACAACAAAAUCAAGGUUACGAAAGAAAAAUUUAGAAGAACAUGUACAAAAAUCGAAAUAUUUAUCAAUGGUGCGAUAAAUUUCCUCCAGGAGGACGUAUUUCUGACGGAGCUGCUGCCCUUCGUACAAAAGUUCAUCAAAGAAGGUAGCGUUGGUGCGUGGGAUGUCUUUAACAUGGUUAUUUCGGAAUUGACCAGUUUGUCUACAAUAUUGGAAGUGGAGGCCGGCAAUGCGUAUACACCGGAUGAAUUACUCACGAUUGAAAAUGGUGUCGAGAUAACAAACGUACAUUUAGACGAGGCAAUAAAAUAUACUGAAACACUUAAAGGCUCGUUUGCAGAUCAAUUCUUUGACGUUAUCAACGUUAUACAGAGUUCUGUCAACAACGAAUGGAUUAUGUCCACCAAAACCAUUGAAAAAGAACGAACAGAGUUAUUGAUACCAAAUUUUGAGCAGGAAAAAAAACUUUUAUCCGCAGAACCGCCAUCUGCAGGAUUAACGAGGUCAUUCUCGAAAAGUUUGUCAAGUCUUUUCGGUAGAUAAGAUUGUUACAUAUUAUGAAGAAAAUAAUAUGUACAUAAAUUAUCAGCCUAAUUCGUAAGUAAAUAUAUUAAAUAUAUCAACACUAAUAUCAGUUUCGAACCUGGUAUUAACCUUGUAUUAAUUAUAUUUUUAAAAAAAUUGUCCUCUUCUGUAUGGCCGGUUCCACAUCAAAUACCGUCGCUUAUACUUGCGGUAUAAGAAAAGAAAUAUUUUGGAGGUAGUAAAUUCAAUAUGUAAAUACGCUAGCCUUCCUUUUAUCUUAGAACACUCUUUUUUUUUUAUAAUAUAUUAUAUGUAAGUAUUUGGAAUAGGAUUAUAUAAUCAUUAACAAAAUUUGUAAUUACUUAAACAAUGUUUAAACAUGCAAAUAGUUAGUACGUAAUAAAAAUAAAUUUGUACGCAAUUCUUUCAUUGGGAAGAACAGUCUUUUAAAUCUCUAUUUAAUUUAUAGGGAAUUGGAAUCAUUUUGGUGUAUUUUGCUCACCAGUUCCAAGUAAAUCAUUUUUCAAAUAUCGUAAUGCUAUUUCAAACUAUAAUUAAUACAGCUAUUUUUAGGGCCACGAAUAUCUUAAAAUUAGCUUAAAAUAGCUUAAAAAAUAUCUAAUUGUAUCUUUUUUAUUAUCGAAGCAUAAUUUUUCCAACUACACAAUACUGUUUCUUUACUACGAAUAAAAUGUGUUUUUGAACUUUUUCGUUUUAGGAUACUAAUGCUUAAUCGUAAUAUUGUUCGUUUUGGAGUUGUUUCUCAGUAGUAAGCUUUACUAGAAAAUCAUAAUAAUAGAAUUGAUUGGUAAUAAGAAUAUGGCCGAUUUUUAAAGCUAUUAUUCUUUGCAAUAUUUCCAUUGAAAGAAGCGUGGAAUGUAUUGGUUUUACGAUGAUGUAUUAUUUUUCAAAUUUUUUUUUAUACUUUGUGUACAUUAACUAUCACAAAUCAUGCUCCAAUGUUUUAAGCGCAGCACUUUUCCCGAAAGGAAAUUUUAUCUAGUUGGUUUUUUACGGAGGUCAUUUUUUGAUUUUCCAAGUGGUUUUCAUAAUUAUUGGGAAAGUUUUGGAAUAAACAUAGGUAAUUAAGGGCAAAUGUACAAAAGUAACGGUUUUUACCCGAAAUCAAAAAAUGUGGUUCUCAAUUCGACUGUAUGUAUAUUUUUUGUUUGUUUUGCCUAUCGGGCGAAUUAUGUCUACCCUUUUUUUAGAUUUUCUUUUAUAUGGGAUUUUGAUGUGUUUUGUUUGCGAACAUUACCUUUUACAUAUUUAAAGACUUAGGACUUAAAGUUAAUAAAAUCUGUUAUGUUUUAAGAUUUUUCGUUUUUUUUUUUUUUUUUAACAAAUAAGUUCUAUGUUAUAAAUGUAAAAUGAUAUAAUAUUUUAAACUUUAUAUUCUUUUAUUUUUUAAAUAUUCUAAAUAGAAAUUAUUAAUAAAUAGUCAAUUUACAAAGAACAUUUUUAAACAUUUAUAUGUAUUUAAUACGUAUAUGUAUGAUUAAUUGGAAUUAUUAUACUAUAAUACUCGUAAUCGAGCGUCGGCCUGUCUGCUUGAAAUGGGACAAACAACAAAAAUAAUCCGGAACACGAUUAUAAUACAGGAAGUCUCAUGUGAUGAGUGCAUACCUACACACAGCAAAUAUUAUACAGGUAUUAAUUUACAAAUUAAAAAUUAAUUCAAUUAUAAGGCUAUAAUUAAUGUCAUAUUGUCAUUGUACGAUAUUGUUAAAAUUGGCCGAGGUAUCAUUACCAAUGUAGUGAUAACUUAACCUUUAACAGGGCUGGCACUGUACAUCUAGCUGUUUUGUACUAUAUCGUCAGAAUAAUGAUUUGUCAAAAACAUUUAAUAUGUCAUAUUAAAAUGGUAAAAUAAUUAAAUAGGCAUUAUAUAUUUUCUUUAAUAAUAUUUGUUUAAUAUUGUACCGAUUUUCCUGUUUUACUACAUUUUUCCCGGUAUUCCCAUGUUUUGUACCAUAUAGGUUUUAUACAUAUACAAGCAUAUAAUUGUUUUCAGUUAACAAAAUUACAUUUCAUAUUUUCUACUAGAAUAUAUGAUAAUCGCAUUAUAACAAUACAAAAUAAUCGCAUAAAAUAAUAGUUAAUUUUCUUGUAACUCAACUAUUAUUCAUUGUGUUUCAUAAAUUGACAUCUUUCGAUAACUUUGUAUAUUAUAGUGCUAAGAUCAUUGGAGGUUGCACAAAUUACAAAUUCUUGAUUAUAUUUUAAAACAAAAUUAAUUUGAGAAUUAUAUGGCGAAAUGGGACAGUGGGCGAAACGGGAUUAUAUUGGUGAUGAAAUAAAAUGGCGAAAAAAUAGGAAAUAAUCUUUGAAAAUGAUAUAGGGGUUAAUAGAACUUCGUGGUUAUGUAUACAAUUAAUCGACAAGUCAUACCGAAUGUUACGAAAACUGGAUAUUAGUGCCGUACCUAGCAUAAUCAGAGCUCGGUGCGAUGAUAUCCCCAAAUAAAAAUAGAACUUAACAUCUGAUAGUAUUUUUUUUCUUGUUAAUCUAAUUUUUCAGUAAUAUUACUUAGAUUAUAAAAAGGCUUUGGCGCCCCGGUGGUCAUGGUGCAUACACAUCUUUCGUAUCGCCCCCCCCCCCAUACAGUGGAUAAUGUAUAUUCGUGCAGAAUGUGGGCACCCGUUUUAACAAGAAUGUUCGUGGUGAUAAACCGUUUCGGCAACGUUUUGCGUGGGCGUGCGUUUGACAUGGAACCGGCUUAACAUAAGAAAAAAUGAUAAAUGUAUAUUGUGCCGGUGCCUGACCGGAAACUAACAGGUAUCAUAGGUGAUAUUCGUAAUAGUUUUAUUUUCGAGUCAGACUGAUAAUUUAUAUAAAUAUUAACAUUAUUAAAUUAAUUAAAAAUAAAUGUCUUCGUUAUAAAUGUUUAAAUUACGUUAUUAUAUAAAUAUUAUAAAUACAUACGUUUGAAAAUAUAAAUAUCCAA